Messenger RNA from Synchiropus splendidus (mandarinfish), 2364 nucleotides. It is a transcript of the gene matn1, whose product is annotated as matrilin 1. Gene Ontology annotation, molecular function: calcium ion binding. Bases 383 to 1855 code for a protein of 490 amino acids. The transcript is spliced from 10 exons. NCBI's taxonomy places the organism in Eukaryota, Metazoa, Chordata, Actinopteri, Syngnathiformes, Callionymidae. The record is from RefSeq and is a predicted model, not a curated record.
GUGUUUAUUUGAGCUUUGGCCAAAUCCAACCUGGUGCACCAAACCCCAGCAGCUCCUGUACCCCCGACCAGUCACACAUACUGUACACACUCAGGGGCCAAUGGAGCAUACGACUUUCACCACACACACAUGAAUACCUGUCCAUCCUACCCACACCAAGGUGUGUUUGUCUUUCCUUGCCCACCAUUUUAGGUCCUCCCAGGGCAGGUAUUUCCCUCUCUUACCUACACACACACACGGGGCAGAGCUGUUUGUGUGUGUGAAGCACAUGCAUUGAUAACCUGCAGCUCACGGUCACUCAGUCUCACUUUGUGGCUGUCCCCCGAGCCUGGAACUCCCUCCGACCCGCUCCAUCUUGCUUAGCUGCACCCUGCGCUUCAUCAUGACGCCUUCGCCGCCGUUGUUCCUGCUGCUGCUUGGCCUCGUUGGCGCUCAUGCCACCAUUGACAUGCGCACCGCCGCCGCCAUGGCGGCUGGCUUGUGCAAAACCAAACCCACAGACCUCGUCUUCAUCAUUGACAGCAGCCGCAGCGUUCGCCCCUCUGAAUUUGAGCAAGUGAAAGUUUUCCUGGCCAAAGUCAUCGAGGGGCUAGAUGUCGGGCCCAACGCUACCCGUGUGGGAGUCGUCAACUACGCCAGCCGUGUCAAGAACGAGGUGUCUCUGAAGACCCACCGCAGCAAAGCCAGUCUGGUGAAAGCCGUGACCAAAAUCGAGCCGCUGUCCACCGGAACAAUGACCGGUCUGGCUAUCCAGUUCGCCCUUAACGUGGCCUUCAGUGAGAACGAAGGUGCUCGUGCCAAAUCUCCCGAUAUCAGCAAGGUGGCCAUCAUUGUGACAGACGGACGUCCCCAGGACAACGUGAAAGAUGUGGCUCAGCGUGCAAGAGACGCCGGCAUCGAAAUCUUCGCCAUCGGCGUGGGUCGCGUGGACAUGAGCACGCUGAAGCAGAUGGCUAGCGACCCCCUGGACGACCACGUGGACUACGUUGAAAGCUACAGCGUCAUCGAGAAGCUCACCAAGAAGUUUCAAGAGGCCUUCUGUGUGUCGGACCUGUGCGCCACCGGGGACCACGACUGCGAGCAGGUAUGCAUCAGCACCCCGGGAUCGUACAAGUGUGCCUGCAAAGACGGGUUCACCCUCAUGGACGAUGGUCGCAGCUGCAGCGCUUGCAGUAACGCAGCAACAGACGUGGUCUUCCUGAUUGAUGGCUCUAAAAGCGUGCGCCCCGAGAACUUCGAGCUGGUCAAGAAAUGGAUCAACCAGAUUGUUGACAAGCUGGAAGUUUCCGACGCCAAGGCUCAUGUCGGGCUGGUCCAGUACUCCAGCUCAGUCAAACAGGAAUUCCCUCUGGGCCGCUUCAACAACAAGAAGGACCUUAAAGAAGCCGUGAAAAAGAUGGCCUACAUGGAGAGAGGAACAAUGACGGGACAAGCCCUCCGCUUCCUCGUGGACAAAAGCUUCAGUGUUGGUCAUGGAGCUCGCCCUGGUGUCACUAAGGUGGGCAUCGUCUUCACCGAUGGACGCAGCCAGGACUACAUUGGAGAUGCUGCCAAGAAAGCCAAGGAGAUGGGCUACAAGAUGUACGCUGUGGGAGUGGGAAACGCUGUUGAGGAUGAGCUGAAGGAGAUUGCCUCUGAGCCAACUGGAGAACACUACUUCUACACUGCUGACUUCAAGGCAAUGACCCAAAUUGCUAAAAAGCUUCAGAUAAACAUCUGCCAAGAUGAGGACCCAUGUGAAUGUGACUCCCUUGUAAAGUUCCAAAAGAAGGUAGAAGAAGCCCUCCAGGCACUAACAAAGAAAUUAGACUCCAUGUCAAAGAGGAUCGCUCUGCUGGAGAACAAAAUCGUCUGAAGUCCAACCGCCCUUCCUUCCUGAAGCAGAUGCACACAUCUACUCACACACAACACAAGCUGUCUUACUACCUGUAAUGUUCCGAAGUGGACUCUAGCCUGAACUCCUCCACCACCACCACCACCACCACCUCUGCUCCCUCUCUGUUUAGCUCAUCUGCUCAUGGACGCAAGGCACCGGAGAUGUGUGUGUGCGAUUGAGUCUCCUCAACGUGCCUGUGUGUUUGUUAAUAAAAGUCUUCCCUCAUAGGGAAACGGUGACAGAACGACAGAAGGGCUUCUUUUCUUUUCACCAUCGCAUGUGCGCUCCAAAAUCUCUUAAAAUCCCAGGAGAGUCCGCCAUGCCACAUCAAUCACAGGAGCUUAGCUCUUUCAGAGUCUGUGUCACCGUCAAGAGUUCCCUCUCACAUCCUUCCACCGCAGGAUUUAAACAUGAAUUAAUAAAUUAUUUAAAUUGUGAUUGUAAGCUACACAAUUCAUCUUCAUUAUUUUCUAAAAUAAAGGUGAUUU